AAAACAACAGCGACACCGUGCGGCCAAACCCGCUUAUCUACACCCAACAAAAACACACCGGCUAUUUUAGGAGAAACGAUAACUGCAGCUGGUCAACUCUUAUAUUGUAGGUGAAUUUGUUCCUUUUAAUAUAAACCUCGUAUACUGUGUGUAUUUGUACAUCUUAAAAACAUUCACAGUGUGUGUUGUUACCUCUGAAACUGUGAGGUGGAGGUCUGCUGCUGCUGCUGCUGCUGCUGCUGAAGCUUCUCUGGAGGUGAACUCUGUUAGCCGGGAUGCUAACAGCCACAGCACGACGCCUCCUGACGUUACAUGAGCAGCUACACACCGGUUUGGACUUUUUCCUUAAGUUACUGGUUACUCGGUCCAAAUUUGGGUCGUGAAAGGUUACUUAUUUAAGUAUUAAAAAUAAAGACUUCUGAGAAAGUACUUGGUCGAGGAGGCGAGCUAUCAUUAGACUAGCUGGCAAGGCUUUCCAGAAAGUUCUUGAUAAAACGUGGCGACCAGAGUGUUUGAUAAAGUUAGACUUAAAUAACACUCUGGUAAACGGUCUUAAAUGAUGAAUAACAUGAAGCCCCCGAAGCUGACAAAGGUGUCCAUGUCCUCCAUCAGACCUUAACAGGACUUAGAAGUCAGGUAAGACCAGAGCUAGCAUGCUCAGUGUCACAGUUAGCUUAACCUGCUAAACUAAACUGUGACUGUGAACACAAUUUUAUUGCUUUGAGUUGUAGUUUAUGGCUUUUUUUUUUUUAUCUUUCAUGGAGUUGGCUGAAUUUUAACCGCGUCAAAACGGCAGGAGAGAGAGACAAACUGGACUCAUCCGGCUCCACAUCCAGGUCAAACAUGGACUCAGCAGCGGUGAGUGCACCUGCAGUCUGCAGCUGCUGUUUGUGAGGGUUACCAUGAUCACACAGCCAGUCUGUUAAAGAGAGUGUUGGCCUUGAACACUAUAAUUAAUCAACAUUAUUUUACAUUAUUGAAACAUAUUUGAGAUGCUACUGUGCUGUAUCAACCAGUUAUAAAACUGUUCAUGUUACGUGACCUUGCAAAGCAUAUUGUGCAGCCACACACUUUGAUCUUAAGUGGUUUUACUGUUUGACAAGGAUAACCAGGGGACGAUAAAUGAUUAAAAAAGUCACGGCAAUCAGAGGGACCAUGCAUUUGUACAGUGGCCGAGAACCGCCACUGCUGCAAAUGGGGAAAAAAAAAAAGUCACAACAGAAGUUACCGAUAAAGAAAAGAAAAGAAACCAAAGCCCACCGCAAAUAAAAAAAUUAUUGGUCCCUGGCAGCUCACUUCCAUUGUGGCUUUUUUUUUUUUUUUUUUGCACCCUUUAUUUUCGCAGUAAGAAACUCUUUUUUUAUUUUGCAUUGCCACAUUUUUUGCAUCUUUAACUUCCAUUGUGUCUUUUUUUUUUCAUCUGCACUGUUUCUUCUUUUUUUGCAGCAGCAGCAGGUUACGGUUUCUUUUUUUUUUUUGCAUCAGUAACUUCUGUUGUGGCUUUUUUUUUUUUUUCAUUCCUUUUUUUUUUUGCAGCAGGGGCGGUUCUUGGCCACCACACUUUGCUCUGAUAAAUGACAAAAAUGGGAAAAGGUGUGGAAUGUAACGAUAAAGAUAUCUAUUGGGUGCAUGCUGUGUGUGAAACGGAUUAAAGCAGCAUGCAAUGGAUGUUUUUUUAUUCAGUUUUUUCCUUCAGCUCAAUUCACUGAUCUUUUGCCAAUAAUAAGUAAAAAAUAAAGUAAAUGAUAUCAUCAUGAUUAUACAUCAUUUUUAUCAUCAGUCCUAAGAAUAAAUAUGAUAACCACUUUUCAAAUAUUUACAAUAUGUCGAGAUAUAUAUUACCGACAAUAAUAUAUAUAUACAUAUAUAUAUAUAUAUAUAUAUAUAUAUAUAUAUAUAUAUACUGUAUAUAUAUAUAUAUUAUUGUCGGUAAUUUUGUGGAAGAGUCUUACCACUGGUCAAAAAACUGAAAAAAUAAGAUACUGACAGUCAUGUUUUAUUUUCAGGAUUGAAUGAUUAUUUGGAAAUUGGCAUAAAUGGGAAAUGGACCACUAGGAACCCAUGUUUAUACCAUUAUAACAAAUUGUUGGCCCUGAACAUAAAGACAUACUCGAGGAGACUUCAUGACUCAUGGUGUUGGACAAAAAUGUCAUUUCGCAGUGAGCUUCGCAGAGGGGGGAGAGACUGAAAUACAGAUGUGUGAGGGCGCCUCUGAAAGAUAAAGAUAGAAACCCAUAGAAAAGUGCGGGCUGGAUUAAGCUUCUGCUUUGGCUGUGAAAUGGAGGGGGAGGGAGGAUGAGAUGCAGGAGAGAGCUCAUUGUGGGUCGGUGGGCGAGAGGGAGAGAGAGAGGAGAAGAAGAGAGAUGGAGGUUUAUUUCAUAAUAUGCUAUUUCCAAAGAGCACCACAGUAAGGGUGAAAGAGGGCAAAAUGCAGCAGAAACAGGAUUCUCAGAGCCGAGCCCCUGGCAGCCUGGGGAAGGUAGGAGUGUGUGUUUUUGUGUGUAUUAUUGUGCACAUGGAAGUGGCACAUGUAGUAUGUUUAUGUAGGAGCUACAAAGAGACAGCUUUGAAUGAUGUGAAUACAGCAGAAAGGUAGAAAUUCAGAUUAGUUUGAUGUUGUUGCUGUCCAUGUUGUUGUUGUUGUUGUUAUUGUUAUUGACUCACUAUAACUAUCCUUCAUGAUGUUAAUGUUAAAAUAAAGCUAAUUUCUGCGUCUUUAUGUUGAGGUCUGCCUCCCUGCCUGUUUGUCCAUGAGGCAUGUAACAACAGAUAAUGUUGAGUCUCAGUUUAAUUCAACCCAGCAGCUCCUGUGUGUGUGUUUGUGUGUGUGUGUAUCUUUGUGUAUGUGAACUGUCUCUACACAUCUCCAUCAUCUUCACUUGUGAGAGUCUGACCUCUCCUCUGUGCUACAAGCUUGCUUUCUGUUGUGGAAAUGUCACACAGUGGAGAUGAUGUUUAUUAUUUUAGGGUACAUUUUCAUUUUGUUGGAAGAAUAAAUGCAGACAUGUUUUAGUUUUUUAUUUUCUUGGCUGUGUGGUAAUUAAGAUGUUGAAUUUUUGUGAUUUUCCCUUCAGGAUUUUACUCUGUGGCUUACCCCUGAUAUUUCUCUUUGCCUCAUCCUCUUUUUCCCUCUUAUCCUCCUACACUUUCCUGUCCGUACAAAAUUCUGCUUCAUCUCGCCCUGUCUCCCUCUCUCUGAUCCUUUAUCUGCACGCUCUGUCUCCAUGUCAUCUCUUUUCUCUCCUAUGUCCUCUCUUUUCCAUUCUCCCAUUUUCAUCCUCCGUCUCCUCUCCUCUUUUUCUCCUCCUUCUCUCCUUGUCCUCAGGCUCACCCAGCGCUUAAAGCCUUCAUGUGUGGCUCUCUCAGUGGCACCUGCUCUACGCUGCUUUUCCAGCCUCUAGACCUGGUCAAGACACGACUUCAGACUCUGCAGAAUAACGCUAAACCAGGGUAUGUGCGUACACCCAUACACACAAACAUCUAAUAUAUGAACAGAUUUGUGCAUCUGAUGACAUUUCUCCUGCAUGCCAUCAAAUGCAUGCACGUCAGCACGCCUCUGGUGUUGUCCUUUCUCUGUCUUUCUCUGACUUUGACACAAACACACUCUCCAGGCACAGAGCAACACAGAUACACGCACACACACAGACAGCAUGGCAGGUCAACAUUUGCAGGCAGUGAGUGCCAGCCUGAAUCUGCUGUUAUGACCCAUAUAGAGCAAUUAGUCACACCAGCAGCCUGUAAUUUCACUGUCAAACUGUUAGCUUCUAAUUACUUCUGCCGAGGAUUUGAAUAAGAAACACAAACGGAAAAAAGUGUAUUUUAUUUCUAAGAGGAAUCCAGCUUUUGGAAAGAUAACUCAGGGUAUUGCGUGCUGCAGACAGGGUCAUCUCUACCAUGUAAUGUUACGAUGUUGAAGACAGUCAAACACAAACACCGUUCUCAGUUUGAAUGUUUUAUUUCUAAAGUUUUCAGUGUUCUACUUUGCAGUAAGAAAGCCCAUAUGAGUUCCUCUGCCUUCAGAGUACUAAUCAGCUGAUCAGGUCUAUGGUGUGUAGAAAGGGGUUUAAGCUCGCAGGGGAGUCUGGUUGGUGAGUGAUGUGGACCGAUUCAGAAAGGUCCUCACAUGCUUUUGACACCAAGUCUCAUGACAACAGUGGCUCUCUUGGUGGCUAACCUCCACACAUCAAAACAUCAACAUAAAUAUCAUUUAUAUUUUAAUUUGCUUAUACUUAACCUCUUUUGAAGCCUUCAGACCCAUGACUCGACCUUGUGUGCAGCGUAUGUUAGCCUAGCUUUUUGAUUGAUUCUGUGGCCAGUUUCUCAACGAAGUGGCCAGUGGACCAGGAUUUCCUGAUUGUUAAACAUGUUUUUUGACCAGAAUCUAAUAUAACUUAACUUGAAAACAAACAAACUGUCCUUUUAAUAGUUGUCUAAAAUAGUAAUCUAAAAUGUGUAAUGCCUUUACAAAUAGAUAGAGUGUAACCAUUCCCUGCAUUUCCUCCUGCAGCGCACCAAAGGUGGGGAUGUUCAAGGUCUUCAUCAAUGUUAUCAGGACAGAAAAUUUCUUCAGUUUAUGGAGGGGAGUUUCUCCAGUGAGUAAUCAACUUUUUAAAAAUGUAUUUUUUUAUAUUUUUUACAAUAACUUUGCUUAAAGUCUUGUUGUUGCAUCUUUGAGCAGAAUCAAUCAGAGUAAUAGUUCUUCUUUACUGAUCCACAAACACUCUCUUUCAGCUUACAUCAGUGUUACCUCUAUGACUUUCAUUUAGAGCUGGACUGACAUUCAGCUACAUAAGGGUUGUUAGUAAAGAGACAUGACAUGGAAGUGAAUCUAGCAGAGGACAUGGUUUUAAAAAAUAACAUUAGUCUGUUCAUAUGUUUAAAGUAUACAUAUAAACCUAGACCCAAACAAAGGGAUGACACACGAAUGUAUGAAAAAGGAUUAGGGCCACAAGAAGAAAAAAAAUAAUUAAAUUUCCAUUUCAAGAUUAAAGUUUAAAUUUUGAGAUUAAAGUCAAAAUUUAAAAAAUUCGAAAUUUUGACUUUAUUCACGACAUUGGGACAUUGUGAAACCUCGAAAUUUCAACCUUAAUCUCGUAAUCUGGAUUCUUAAUCUCUAUAUUUCGACUUUAUGGAUAUAAUUUUGAUUUUUAUUAGCUCAAAAUUUUGACUUUAAUCUCCUUCCUGUAGUAAUUUUUCUUCUCUUCAUUGGGCCCUAAUCCUUUUUUGUACUAACGUUUCAUAUUUACCGUACACUACGAGUUGAAAUGAUUUCACUGCCAAAGUUCUCAUUCAUAUUUCAGUCCUGUUAGACACCUUAGGCACUCUCAUCAAAAAUAAAAACCGAAUAAGAGAAACGUCUUUUGACUUCUCUGUCCUUCUCUGUUAAGUCUUUUGUGCGCUGCAUCCCUGGUGUUGGCAUCUACUUCAGCACAUUCUAUUCCCUGAAGCAACACUUCUUCCAAGACCGGGCACCCAAUGCUGGAGAAGCUGUUCUGCUCGGAGCAGGUGCCAGAGCUGUGGCUGGUGUCUGCAUGCUGCCGUUCACGGUCAUCAAGACCCGCUUUGAGGUGAGCUGCUGUUUCGUUACCCUCUGAGAGGCUUCAGAGUCCAGCUCACCUCUGAUUUGCUGAAGGAUUUAUGUACGACGUCACCUCUAAAUGUGUGAUUACAGGUCUAGAGAAUGAUUAGUGAUUGAUGAUGGUGCAAAUUAGAAGCAGUUUUCAGCGUAUGACUUUGACAUGUCGUUUCAGAGUGGCUGUUACAACUAUGUGAGUGUGGCUGGAGCACUAAGGAGUGUAUAUGAGACAGAGGGAAUCAGGGCUUUGUUCUCAGGGCUGACUGCAACGCUCCUUCGGGAUGCUCCGUUCUCUGGGAUCUACGUCAUGUUCUACAGCCAGGCCAAGAGGGCGCUGCCUCAGGGUGAGAGUUAAAGUCCUGAAAAAAUGCAGCACCUUUGCUCUCAAGAGCAUUUGUUUGACCGUUUCUUAAAGGGUUGUUUUGGAUCUGAGGGUCCUCCUCUGUUGUCCCUUGUGACCUGGUUUCUCGUCUCUCAGAGGUGACCUCGUCUGCCUACGCCCCGCUGGUGAACUUUGGCUGUGGGAUGGUUGCAGGUGUCAUGGCGUCAGUUGUCACGCAGCCUGCGGAUGUAGUGAAGACUCAUAUUCAGAUUAGCCCAUCUCACUGGAGUACAACAGAUGCCAUUCGCUACAUUUACGCUGUAAGUGUUUAUUUCAUCACAGAUUCUUGUCCUUUUUUCAGAGAACAGAAGUGUUAAUUCUUGUUGUACAUGCUGAACUUACCUGCUCUGUCUUCUCCAACAGGAGAACGGCAUGGCUGGAUUUUUCCGUGGGGCUGUACCCAGGUCUCUGCGUCGUACUCUCAUGGCUGCUAUGGCUUGGACUGUGUACGAACAGCUGAUGGCUCGAAUGGGCCUCAAAUCCUGAAGAGCAGCAAAAUGGCAGGACGAAAUCGGAAGGACUGAAGAAUGAAUUGACUGUAGUUUUUCAGCAAAAGUCUCAUGAAAGACAUUGAGGAAGUACAGAAGCUUGAACCAGCAAUACCAAGAUUUUUGGAAGAGGAAUCAGCAGGAGAAAGGUCUGAAAAUGAGGAGUAAGAAUGGUGUGUGUUAGUGUGUGUGUUUGUUUGUGGUAUUUAAAUGUUUGUGAAAUGUGCCUCUUUGUAUCUGUAGGGGUGUAAGUUCACACCUGACACACAUGCAAAUCUUGGACCGGAGUGACACUCCCUUCUGUGAAGUGAUCUUAUUCCUCCUGUUGUUGUGACGUUUAAACACUAUUAAUGUGUGACUAGCACAAAAAAAAAAAAAAAGGAAUUGACAGACGGCCUUGGUCUGUGCCAGGCAGCAUCAUUUCCUGUCAAAACCUGAAGUUUAUUUUCUUUGUUGUGAAGAUAACUGGAACACUCAGCAAGCUGGUGUCCAUCUGCCGAAGAAACCAAAAGAGAAAAAACAAACAGAAAGAGGGAGAGGGGAGCUCUGACUCCUGCCAUGUUUAGGAAACUUUCAUUAAACUGAGCAAUGUUUCCUUAUUGCCAACUAACAUGUGGGCAGAGACACUUUAUUUUUUAAUGCUUGGACAAUCACAAGUACACGCAGAACUGCAUUCUGGGAAGAAAAUGACAACAAAGCUGUUGUUGCCAUACUGCUCAAAACUAUGCCAUUUACAGUGAAUAUAAAACUUUUGUGCAACUUUGAAUGCGUUAAAAAUUUGAAGUUAUAACUGAAUCUCUUCUUUUUCCUGUUUUUAUAUUUUCUAAAAAAACAUUUGAAGAGGUCAAAAACAGGAAUGCUGAUGCAUCGUACCCUUUAUUAAAGUAAGCACCUUAUUAUUUGACUUGUUUUCUACACAAUGAUAAUAGAUUUUACCAGGGAGUGAAAUUGCAGCCUUCUUUUUUUAUCAUUUUGAUUUGGUUGGAGUGAAUUACCUCCUGAUUAUGUAGACUGCACAUUUAAGGAGAAAAAAAUUCAGCUUCCGAGUGAAGAGUGAAGUUAUUCCACAUCGUUUUUAAAUGUUUGACAGAAUCCAUAUCAGCUCUAAAGGGACGCGUACACAUGUAGACAGCUUCUUCCUGGCUUUGUACAUAUUUGACUGAUUACAGAGUUACUGGCCAGACUUUGAUUUUGCUUUUUAAUGUGCCCUUUGAUGUAAAUAUUAUUCAUUGUUGAUGAUGUAAAAACAGAGGUGUUCUAUUGAAAAUGGGAAUUAAAAAUAAGAGUUCAUGCAGACUAUUACUCUAGUGAUGGGAGAUAGUAAGACACUUGAAUUGAAUCCCUGUAAAACAAACUGGGAAGAUGUGAAUGUGUCUCGGUUGGAUGGUAGUAUGCUCGCCAAAGUGUGGUCAGCGAAAAGACGUAAAAGGAGAAACUGAUCAACAUGAUGAUAUUUCCGACAGCCUCAGUGUUUGCUGUACAUCACAAACUGUCUCUCACUGUGCCCUUUAUGUGCCAUCAUCCACACACGGAGUUUGAGUAUCUUCAUCUCCUGUAGUCGUCGAUCUGAUGUUUCUGAGACUGUCUUGUAUAAGGUCAUUGUUCAUGUAUUUGGUCUGUGCAUGUGUCUGCUCAGACAGAUGCUGUGCCUGCCUGUUUGUAAUGUCAAUAAAAUGACUCCUUUUUUAAAAUAAUCUGGAGUUCAUACUUGAAAUGAA
Messenger RNA from Xyrichtys novacula (pearly razorfish), 8163 nucleotides. The record is from the annotation of a GenBank genome assembly. Lineage: Eukaryota; Metazoa; Chordata; Actinopteri; Labriformes; Labridae.